AUGUUGGCAAAGCUGAAGAGUCUUUGUCAACAAGAGGGUAUUUUGAAUUUUUCGUUUGCUAAAAAUCCUCCAGAUCGGCCUCCUGACUUCAAUGCCUUUAUUGAAAUAUGGAAGAAUUCCAAUAGCCAAAUUAGCAAAAGAUUGCCUCCAGGUCCAUGGAAAUUACCUAUUCUUGGAAGCAUGCUUCAUAUGGUUGGUGGACUUCCACAUCGAGUCCUUAGAGAUUUAGCCAAAAAAUAUGGACCAAUUAUGCACCUUCAACUAGGUGAAGUUUCAGUAGUUGUGAUCACUUCUUCUGAGAUGGCAAAAGAAGUACUAAAAACUCAUGACCUUGCUUUUGCAUCUAGGCCUAAACUUUUGGCCUCCGAACUUGUCUUGUAUAACUGUUCCGAUAUUGCCUUUUGCCCAUAUGGUGAUUACUGGAAACAAAUGCGUAAAAUUUGUGUCUUGGAAGUGCUCAAUGCCAAAAAUGUUCGGUCAUCCAGUUAG
This is a messenger RNA of Lycium barbarum (goji berry), 489 nucleotides long. Its product is annotated as premnaspirodiene oxygenase-like. The coding region runs from base 1 to 489 and encodes 162 amino acids. The record is from RefSeq and is a predicted model, not a curated record. NCBI's taxonomy places the organism in Eukaryota, Viridiplantae, Streptophyta, Magnoliopsida, Solanales, Solanaceae. The transcript is spliced from 3 exons. Gene Ontology annotation, molecular function: monooxygenase activity; oxidoreductase activity, acting on paired donors, with incorporation or reduction of molecular oxygen; heme binding.